Messenger RNA from Notolabrus celidotus (New Zealand spotty), 714 nucleotides. It is a transcript of the gene rnaseh2c, whose product is annotated as ribonuclease H2, subunit C. The record is from RefSeq and is a predicted model, not a curated record. Gene Ontology annotation, cellular component: ribonuclease H2 complex. The coding region runs from base 111 to 524 and encodes 137 amino acids. The transcript is spliced from 5 exons. NCBI's taxonomy places the organism in Eukaryota, Metazoa, Chordata, Actinopteri, Labriformes, Labridae. Gene Ontology annotation, biological process: RNA catabolic process.
GCUAAAUCUCUCUUGACGGAGAAGAAGAAGAUUUCGUCCAAUCACAUGCUUGGCUCAGCGCUAACCGGAAGAGGUUUACAUGUAAUUCAGAUUGAGAAACUGCAGAAAGGAUGUCCUGUAACACCAGUGUAACACGUGUUCAACUUGGGUCGUCAGUGAGCCAGGUACCAAGGGUUUCUGUCCACCUGAUGCCAUGUGAGAUUGAACACAACGGGCCGGCCAAGGUCUCACAAUACUUCACUGCUACCACAAAAGACUGCAAACAAGAGAAGACAGUGUCAUUCAGAGGACGAGCAUUGAAGGGGCAGGAGCUCAGCUGUCCAACAGGCUACACUGGCUUGGUGCUGAAAGAAGUCAACAAACCCGGCUCUGACCAAGAGGACAGGACAGUAAAGUUAUCCUCAGUGUUUGACAAACUGACCUACUGGAACCUGGAGACACCUCCAAACUCUGAUGACACGGUUGUAAUGGCAAUGGAUUGGCCAGAGUUGGCUGAGGCGAUCCAUGGGCCAGUGGAGGACUGAAGAGAGGACAGAACAUACUGUCUAGAGGAGGCCCGGUGCACCACCUCAGCAUGUACAGUUUUUCUGAUAACUGGAUACAGUGUGUGAGGAGACUUAAGAAUAAACCCUGUGUUGUUGUAGUGUGAUAACAGAUUCAAUGUUUAUAUUUUUAUAUGUGUUUUGUAGUGAAAUAAAGAAAAAUGAAAAUGUG